Messenger RNA from Blepharisma stoltei, 3394 nucleotides. The record is from the annotation of a GenBank genome assembly. NCBI's taxonomy places the organism in Eukaryota, Ciliophora, Heterotrichea, Heterotrichida, Blepharismidae.
AUGAAAAAUAAUUUACAGGCACAAUUAUCAAAAUUGUCAAAUUUUCAACUACCCAGGCCUCAGCUGAACUCUCAAUUAUCAGGGGCAAUAAAGAAACUCGUGACAUUUUCUCAGCUAAAUCCAAAUAUUAUGAAAAAGAAAAAUUCCGCCAAGCCCCUUAACGAGUUAAUCAAAAAUCGUGCCAAGUCAAAAGCAGUUGAUUCAGAGCAGCUUAUUUUUCAGAAAGAUCCGAAAUCAGAAAAAAUUACAAUAAAAACCCCAACUCAAAGACAACCUCCUGCAAAACCCUCCCUGAAAAAAACAAUCGAUUUUAAUUUCCCUCCAAAUGAUUUUGAAUUCCCGAAAAAGAAUUUAGAAAUCACCCCUCCAAAAUGGCAACAAUCAUCUGAAAUAAGCCCAGAGCGUCCUAUAGUUAGUCCUAUUAAGACUCACAGUUUCAAAUCUCCUAUAAAAUCAACAUUAACCAUUGCAGACUCUAGCUGAUCAGAAAAAUUUCCAUGAAGCAGUUUUAUAGACCAAAUAAAUCACGACGUUUUUCACAAUGAAUAUUUUCGCCCGAACCAAAGAGAAGUAAUUAAUGCAGUUUUGAGUAAACGAGAUGUCUUUGUUUGUAUGCCAACUGGGGGUGGUAAAAGCUUAACAUUUCAACUAUCAGCCUUAGCUAGCGAAGGCAUCACAAUUGUCAUAAUGCCCCUAAUUUCUCUAAUUCAAGACCAAAUGAACCACUUAUCUGCUUUGGGGAUCAACGUGCGCAUUUUUAAUUCGAAUCUGACUCAAGAAGAACAAAACCAAAUUUACCAAGAAAUUUAUACGGAUAACACAAUUAAGCUUGUUUAUAUUACCCCAGAAAAACUAGCGCAAAGCGAAAAAAUGAAGAGAUUUCUAGAUCAGCUGAAUUUUGAUAAAAGGAUUGAAAAGAUCGCGAUUGAUGAGGCACAUUGUGUAAGCCAAUGAGGCAGGGAUUUUAGAUCUGACUAUUUAAAGCUGACCUAUUUCAGAGAAAGAUACCCAAAUGUUCCGAUUUUAGCAUUGACUGCCACAGCAACUGAAAAAGUUAGAGAAGAUAUUGUAAAAGUUCUUGGGAUGAAGAAUCCUUUGAUAUUUUUAACAAGUUUCAAUAGGCCAAACCUUAGUUAUGAAGUUAGGACAAAAAAUAAAAAAGCUGUUGAUGACAUUGCGAAUUUAAUUAGACAAAAAUAUAAUAAUCAGACUGGGAUUAUUUAUUGCAUUUCUAAAAAAGACUGUGAGAAUGUGUCAAAAGUGUUGAAAAGAACACAUAAAAUUAAAGCUGGGUUCUACCAUGCACAGGUGCCACAGGAAAAAAGAGUGACAACACAAAAUAAGUGAACUCAAGGGGAACUAAAAGUUUUGGUUGCAACUGUAGCAUUUGGGAUGGGAAUUGAUAAGCACAAUGUCAGAUUUGUAAUCCAUUAUUCAUUACCAAAAUCAAUAGAAAAUUAUUAUAAUCAGCUGCUUAAAUUUCUGAUCUUCUCCCAUGAGCCAAAGAUGGAUUUCACGAGUGAAAAUCCAGAAAUUCCACGUGGGAAACCCAUUUUUGGCUCAUGGGAGCCGAUCAGAAAUAACGCCAAAAGAUCAUAUCAAGAAUCAGGCCGUGCUGGUAGAGAUGGAAAACCAGCUGAUUGUAUCCUCUAUUAUAAUUAUUCAGACAAAAUAAAGCAAGACUUUUUAAUUCAUAAGACUCAUAAGCAUGAGAACCAGCAAAAUCAGAAUUUCCAUCAAUUACACUCGAUUCUUGAGUACUGUGAAGACAUUUUUACUUGCAGAAGGAAAAUGCAGCUGUCUCAUUUUGGCGAAGAGUUUGAUCCAAAAAAUUGUAAUAAAACUUGUGAUAAUUGCAAAAUAGGGAGAAUUGCAAUAGAAAAGGAUAUGACAAGAGAAGCUUUGAUGGUAGUAAGAAUAAUGGAGGGUCCAAGGACAGGCCUAAAUACACUUCAUCAAAUAGCAACACUGCUUAAAGGAGGAAAUUCAAGAAAAAAUGAAAAUUUAAAGUUUCAUGAAUCUUAUGGACUAUUAAAAAUGCUAGCUCCCCCUUUUCUAAGCGAACAAAAAAAUUUUGUUCGCUUGAGGGGUUAAUUUUUUUUUUAAAAAUAUAUAUAAAAAGUUGUUAGUAAACCUUUUUCGAAAUUUAAAAAUAUUCAUUUCUAAAAAUUGGAAAUAAAGAUUAAUUUAAUUUGUAAAUUUUAUGUUUAAAAUGCAAGCUGUUUAAAAUUAAACAGAAAUAGCAAGAGAUUUCAUUAUAGUAAUUAUCACUUAUUAUCAAAUUUUUUUCACAAGAAAUUUUUUGUUUGUUUAUGGAGGGUGGGUUUUAGUCCAAAGAAUAGGGAUUUUCCAAUGUUUUUAGUUCGCUCACGGAGGGAGAGUAAGCAUUGACGACAUUGAAAAAAUUCUCAGAAGGAUGGUUAUUGAUGAUGUGCUGAGAGAAAAAUCUGUCAAAUCCUUCAAAAAUUUUUCUACAGUUGUAGAAAGAGGGCCAAACAUCCAAAAGCUUAAAUCUGGUGAAAUUUAUAUAAGAAUAAAAUUUGAAGGGGGCAGAAAUGAAAGAGCCUAUGAACAGUAUGAAAGUGAUAUCGACAUGUCACCGCCCGAGUUCAAAACAAUUCCCAAGCCAAAAAUUUCACUUGAGAACAGCAUUUUUACUCCAAAAUUAAGUGAUUUAAAGCAACUAACUUAUACUCCCAAGCCUAUUGAUAUUUCUGGGAAAAAGAGUUUUGAUUAUAAAUUUGCACCCAAAACGGUAGGAAAUGAUUAUUAUACGAACAAAGAAAACUAUUGCGAAAGCAUUGAAAUUUCCUAUGGAAAAUGCAAAACUGAAGAACUCUAUCAAGAGCUUUAUGAAAGACUUGAGCUUGUCAGAAAAAGAUUGGCAAGGCAACAAAAAUGCAAUCCUGAAGCAGUUGCACCUGACUCUUUUUUGCAUACUCUAUGUAGAGAUUUGCCAAUUUUUCAAGGAGAUAUCGCUGAGGAAUUUGUUGAGGAAAUAAAACAUUUUGCAAAGUCAAAUAAAUUAACUGAUGAAAAUCCUUUCGAUUUUGAUUUAGAUCUAGAAACAAUUGACUUUAACUUCGAUACAAUGGAGUUAAAGAGAAAGAGUGAUGUAUCUGAUGACAGAAUUUCAAAAAUACCUAACUCCCCUAUUCAUGAUUGAGCAAAAUCAUUGGAAAAAUCCCUAUUCUUUAGGUAAUAAUACACCCACAAAAAUAAAAGUUUUUAAUAUAUAAGUGAUAAUUAUUAUAAUGAAAUCUCAAGCUAAUAUGUUUAAUUUAAACAGCUUGCAUUUUAAAACAUGAAUUUAUCAAAUUAAAUUAAUUUUUACUUCCGUGAGCGAACAAACUUUUUUUAAUUUCUACAAAGGGGGGCGAGUAAGCUGGUUUAA